Molecule: messenger RNA, 1422 nt
Organism: Aspergillus nidulans FGSC A4
Lineage: Eukaryota; Fungi; Ascomycota; Eurotiomycetes; Eurotiales; Aspergillaceae
Product: protein nup49
Exons: 3
Coding region: 1-1422 (473 amino acids)
Biological process (GO): nucleocytoplasmic transport
Cellular component (GO): nuclear envelope; nuclear pore
Molecular function (GO): structural constituent of nuclear pore
Source: RefSeq, a predicted model, not a curated record
AUGUUUUCCUCGAAACCCGCAACCCCGUCAACCGGGCUCUCUAUCAACACGAACUCCGCCAAUUCUCUCUUUGGUGGCAAUACGAAUCAAUCCGCAAAUACGCCGGCUACGACAAGUUCCGGGGGGGGUCUAUUCGGGACGGCCGCGACGCAAUCAAAGCCAGCUGGUAGCUUAUUCGGCAACACUGGGAUGGGUACUACACAACAAACUCAGUCUUCAGGGUCAAGCUUGUUUUCAGGGCUGGGUGGCCAGCAAAAUAGCACGUCUGGUAGCGGAUUGUUCGGCAACACCACAGCUACCACCACACAACAGCAGCCAGGCGGUCUUUUCUCCGGCACUACUGGCACCAACAAUCAAGCGAACAGUUCUGGAGGGCUUUUUGGGAACACGGCAUCGGGUGCCACGAGUCAAGCCCAGUCGAAACCCACGUUCGGUCUUGGGGCUACGUCUACGACCAAUAAUAUCUUUGGUACAAAUCCGGGUGCCGGUCAGCAACAGCAACAACAGCAGCAACAGCAGGCUCAAAAACCGACACUAUCGCUCUUCGGAACUCAAAACACCACUUCGCAGCAGCCCACACAGCAAACACCGGCAGCGGGAUCUAACACGGUCAUCCAAGGUGUCAAGGUGGAUAUCACUAACCUUCUGCCGACCACCAAGUACGAAAGCUGCGCGGAUGAGGUUAAGGCAGAGCUUGAACGGUUCGAUACCUUCAUUGUUAAUCAGAUAAAUAUGUGCAACGAAGUCGCCAGUAUCCUUCCUCUGGUUGCGUCUCAAGGUAGCACUAUACCGAAUGACGUGGAGUAUGUCCAAGGCAAGCUAGAAACGAUGCAGCAUGCUUUGGAAAAUGAUGCCAGCGAUAUCGAUCAGCUGCGUAGCCUCGUAUCUCGGGAUGCAGCGGAGGCUCAGGUCGCCUUCCGUGCUAUUGACACCCUCAAGCUACCUUUGCAGUACCAGUCAACCGGGGGUUCCGGGUGGUGGUCCGCUCAAGAUCAAAAGGUGUCGGAUUCUCAGUCCUUGCGGUCGACACGCAAGAGCACUCUUGCGCUCCCAGAUGAUGUUGAAGGUGAACCGUCCAUGAGCACCAUCAAUGGAGUUCCGGUAAACCUGGUAGAAUAUUUCUCCCAGCGAUCGGAUGAGAUGGGUGUGGUUCUUGAGCGCUAUACUCGGAACCUUAAAGAAAUCGAGGACCAUCUUCACGGGGUUGAGUCCACUUUGGAGCGGCAGAUUCAUGAGUUUACAACUUCCCGUAAUCGCGACAGCGCAGGAAACGGGGCUCCGAAGACAGUUUUGAACGACCUUGCUGCUGUUUUGGCUGACGUCGAGACGGGUAUCUUGGGUGUUGCUAGCCGUUUAGGCGCAGUCACGGAGCAGGCGCAGGAAGUCGUGCUCGGCGCACCGUCUGGUUUGAGGCAAGCGUAG